AUGGCCUGGUACACACAUCCUACGUCUUUCAAAGAUGUCAGCAUUGUGUCAAACGGUUGGGGGAGCCAGUCGUCUUACAACGCGCCAUUGCAAGCUACUCUUGCCCGAGCACAAUUGGCAUCUACAACAGGGCAAUCUCCACCACCGCUCCACUCAUCACAUCCCUCUAUACCACACCUGACUCUACUUGUCUUUGAGGCGGUCCUCGAAGUCGUCUGUGUUAGUUUUCCCGGCUACAUCGUCGCACGCCAGGGCAUGUUCACCGCCGAGAUGCAAAAGUUCACCGCCAACUUGAACGUCGCUCUUUUUACUCCCUGUCUGAUCUUUACAAAGCUGGCGUCUCAAUUGACAGCAGACAAACUAGUGGAGCUUGCAAUCAUCCCGAUCAUCUUUGUCGUACAGAUAGCUGUAUCAUACGCGUGUGCUUUUGGGCUCUCGAAGCUGUUUGGAUUCGCAAAGAGACCGCGCAAUUUUGUGAUCGCUAUGGGGGUCUUUGGUAAUUCCAACUCACUACCGAUAUCCCUGGUCUUAUCGCUUUCGCGGACUAUCAAAGGACUGCACUGGAGCAGGGUUCCGGGGGACAACGACGAUGAAGUUGCUGCCCGUGGUAUACUCUACCUGUUGGUUUUCCAACAACUCGGCCAAUUAGUCAGGUGGACCUGGGGCUAUAACGUACUGCUUGCGCCUCCGGACAAAGUGCAAGGGACAAUCGAGAAUACCAACGCUCAUCUAGAAAAUGGCGAAGCAAGCUCAGAAGAAGAAAGGGAACAUCUUAUUCGCAAUUCACCCGACACAGAUCGGGACGAGAUAUUUGGCAGCUCAUCCGGUGAUACGAGGGUUGGGACACGAACUGCUAGCCUUGAUAGCUUGAAAGAUCACAAGACACAUGCAAGCUUUUCUGGGCAAGAGACGCCAGUAACAUAUCAGCGCCGUUCAUCGCCCACCCAUUCAACAAGUUCAAUGCGUAGCGCUUUCAACCCUAAAACACAACCUCAACUUCUACCUACACCUGCAAACGGUAAUACCAUGCCACAGGUUGCAGGAUCAGAAAUCUCCACCGUGAACCAGUUGCAAUCCGUCACGGAAUUCAGGAAAGGGAUCCGAGGUUUACCCAAUCGCUGUCGGGCAGCUCUUUCGCGGUCUCUAAUGCAAUGCAGCGGCUGUGCGAGACGGGUAUCCACUUCAACAUUUGAGGCCCUACCGCAAGCCUUUCAGACAGCCCUGAGAAUUUUUUACCGAGCUGCGAAGAAGACCGCAUUGGGGGUGUGGGAAUUCAUGAACCCACCACUAUGGGCAAUGUUAGCGGCCAUCGUCGUUGCCUCAAUUCCUGAGUUGCAAUAUUUUUUCUUCGCAAAGGGGACCUUCUUCAAGAAUUCCGUAACAAGUGCCAUCAAUCAGAGCGGUGGCGUCGCCGUUCCCUUGAUACUCGUGGUCUUGGGCGGGAACCUGGCGCGAAACACCCUACCCAACAAGCACCAUACGAGGGAAGAUGACAAGGAAGAAACGAAACUUCUCAUUGCAUCCAUAUUGAGUCGCAUGGUCCUUCCGACCUUGAUCAUGGCGCCCUUGCUCGCAGUAACAGCAAAGUUUGUGCCCGUGAGCAUUCUUGACGAUCCAAUCUUCAUCAUUGUGUGCUUCUUGAUCAUUGGAGCACCAAGUGCCCUGCAGCUUGCACAAAUUUGCCAGAUCAACAAUGUUUACAUGGGCGCGAUGUCUCGACUCUUAUUCCAAAGCUACGUGAUCUGGAUCCUACCUUCAACCCUGAUACUUGUCAUGUGUGCGCUUGAGGUAGUUGAGUGGGCACAACGAUAG
This is a messenger RNA of Bacidia gigantensis, 1812 nucleotides long. RefSeq lists its product as uncharacterized. Lineage: Eukaryota; Fungi; Ascomycota; Lecanoromycetes; Lecanorales; Ramalinaceae. Gene Ontology annotation, cellular component: membrane; endoplasmic reticulum. Gene Ontology annotation, biological process: transmembrane transport. The record is from RefSeq and is a predicted model, not a curated record. The coding region runs from base 1 to 1812 and encodes 603 amino acids. The transcript is spliced from 3 exons.